This is a messenger RNA of Pipistrellus nathusii (Nathusius's pipistrelle), 348 nucleotides long. NCBI's taxonomy places the organism in Eukaryota, Metazoa, Chordata, Mammalia, Chiroptera, Vespertilionidae. The record is from the annotation of a GenBank genome assembly.
AUGCGUUACGUCGCCUCCUACCUGCUGGCCGCCCUCGGGGGCAAUGCCUCCCCCAGCGCCAAGGACAUCAAGAAGAUCCUGGACAGUGUGGGCAUCGAGGCGGACGACGACCGGCUCAACAAGGUGAUCAGCGAGCUGAACGGGAAGAACAUUGAGGAUGUCAUCGCCCAGGGUAUUGGCAAGCUGGCCAGCGUCCCUGCUGGAGGGGCUGUGGCGGUGUCCGCCGCCCCGGGGUCUGCAGCUCCUGCUGCUGGUUCUGCCCCGGCUGCAGCCGAGGAGAAGAAAGAUGAGAAGAAGGAGGAGUCCGAGGAGUCGGAUGACGACAUGGGAUUCGGCUUGUUUGAUUAG